This is a messenger RNA of Funneliformis mosseae, 1920 nucleotides long. The record is from the annotation of a GenBank genome assembly. Lineage: Eukaryota; Fungi; Glomeromycota; Glomeromycetes; Glomerales; Glomeraceae.
AUGUAUUUUCGAUCUCGAUUGACAAUAAUAAAUCAAAGAAUUGGAUUAACUUUAAGUCAUCCAAUUCAAACGAAUUUCAAAUUAUCUCGACCGCAAUUUACAGUAUUUCAAAAUUAUGCUGCUUCGACUAAUUCUUCAAAAAAGGACAAAAAGGACAAAAAAUCUGGAAAAUUUAUGAGAACUUCCAAAAAUGAGGAAAAAGUAAAAAUAUCUCGAAAGAAAAAAGAACCUUUACUAUCAAAGGACAAAUUAAGCACAAUAUAUAAUGAAUUAUCUCAAGAUUUAUGGCAAAGUAGAACUUUAUCUGCCAAGCUCUCAUUAGAAUCUCCAACUUUUACUGAAGAUGUUGACGAAGUUAUUGAGUCGCAUAAACCAAUAAAGAAAUUAUUAACAACUGAUGAACAUCAAGAAUUGAUAAUAAAAAUAGAUAAAGCUUUCAUUGUACCGCAACUCAAAUCAUUCCUAAAAAAACGAAGUAAAAGUUUUUCUGGACUAAAUAAAAACAAAUUAAUUGAAAAGCUUAUCUCUGAAAUUUGGAAAAUCGAGAAAGUUGUAGAGGAACAAUCUAAACCAAUUGAUUUAUUUUUCAUACUUGGCCCAGAGGAGAAAGCCUUACGAGAAAUAAAAAACAAAUCCAAUGUUAAAAUUCUGAUUGAUUCAGAAAGUUUAUCAUACAAAAUUAUUGGGUUUUCACAAAAUAUUGAAAAAGCAAAAGAGAUGAUCAAAAAUAUGACGAUCUAUCAUACUGCUACUAUGGAAUUACCUUCUCAUAUCAAAGACAAUAACAAGAGCCUGCAAGAAAUAAUGCCAUUAGUGCAAGAUAUUUGUUAUGCAUCGGAAACGUUUAUUGAGGUUGAUGCAAGCAGACAGUUUGUAGUUUCGGGAAGAUCAUAUCAAGAUAUCAAAGAAGCACUAAGGUUGUUAAAUGUUGCUUUACAUAAGCCUGAUCGAAAUGAGACAGAUUUGGUUUUAUGUAACGAAUCGCAGGAUUUUAAUGAAUACAGUUUUUUCCCUAUUCACGAUUCUGAGAUCAUGUCGCUCUAUAACCGAAACUUAAAUUGGCAUCGUGUUGGUAGAAUUGAUCCCAAAGUGUCAACUUUAGGCGAACAUUUAUAUACUUUACAUGAAAGUGAAAGGUUUGGAUAUAAAGUUUUCCACGACGAGAAAAAUGAUGAAAAAAAUUUAUUUAUUCCUCCAUUAUCUGGCAAUUUCUCUCGUGAAAUGCUUGAAAAGUGGAUCAAAGAAAGCAGCCAUUUAAGAACAUUUCUUCCUAGUUACCCGUACCCAAAUUUCUUGACAUCCUUGAUGGACCCUAUAUCGAAAUUUCAAAAAUCUGUUCAGUUUGAUUAUUUACCAUUUAAAUCAAAAUCCGAAUCAUCAUGUAAUCAAAGGUUAAGUAUAUUGUUAGAUGUAACCGAUUUAAACCUUAAGUUUAAGGAAUCAAAUAUACUGAAAAAACGAUUCGUGGUGGACUUAUUAAUGAUGAAUAGUCCGACAGACUUGAGAUUGUCUGCGAUCAUUAAGGAAUCAGUUGAUAGAUCAUUCAACAUUGAUAACUUUCUCAAAGAAUGUUCAUAUAUAAGUCCCCGAAAUAUUCGAUGUCCUAGAGAAUAUGUUUUUAAUUUUGGAAGUGAAGAAGGAAAAAAAAAUAUUCCAUAUAAUCUUGAACGUAUGAAGUUUUACACUACUAGUCAAUAUAAAUAUAAUGGAUUUACUCUUUCCGUAAGCAAAAUUUCAGAACUAGAAACUAAUUUCGAUAGACCAGAAAUUAAGUUAAUUUACGAACCAGCCAAUAUUACAAAAUCGCCAAUUGAAUUUCUAGCCAAAUCUUCUGAAGAAGAAAAUCGCAGUUACUUAGAAAAAUGGGAAAAUUUCAUUUCGGUAUCAUUAGCAAUUGUUAAUAGUAUAGGAAAUAAAUGA